GGCUCCCUCGCACACGCUCCCCUACCGCCGCUCCGAGCUGCGCGGCCGCAGCCGCCCGCGGAAGGCAGGCUCCGGAGGCUGGACGGAGGCCGUGCGGCUCUCGCGAGACCCGUGGCCGCGCGGGAGUUCUCGAGUCGUGCGACGAGGCGGCGGCGGCGGCCCGGGACUCGGUGAUGGAUGGGGCGCUUCCGCAAAGAUGGCGGCGGCUGCGGUAAGAAGCGCUCGGCUGACGGCCUGGGGCGGCCGACUGCGGCGUGGGCUCUCCGCCGGCCGGCGGGCUUUGCCGGGCCCCAGCCCCUUGGCGGCGGCAGUGGCCGGCGUGGCCCUGGCAGGCACAGCAGUGGCAUGGUACCACGGCCGCGUGAACGUCGCGGCGCCCGAAGGCAGGCUCACCGUCUUAGCGCAGCGAAUGGUGCCCCAUGGACUUGUGUACAUGGGAGAAAAACUGUCCCUUCGUAAACAGCGCUUCAUGCAGUUUUCUUCACUGGAACAUGAGGGCGAAUAUUACAUGACACCGCGAGACUUCCUCUUUUCAGUAAUGUUUGAGCAAAUGGAACGUAAAACUUCAGUGAAGAAGCUGACCAAAAAGGAUAUCGAGGAUAUACUGGCAGGAACCCAACCAGCUUGUCGUGGAUCAACCUUUUUUAGAGACCUUGGCGAUAAAGGACUGAUAUCAUAUACCGAGUAUCUUUUCUUGCUUACCAUCCUCACUAAACCCCAUACUGGGUUUCAUGUUGCUUUUAAAAUGCUGGAUGCAGAUGGUAAUGAGAUGGUUGAGAAAAAGGAAUUUUUUAAGCUGCAGAAGAUCAUAAGUAAACAAGAUGAUUUGAAGACAACAGCCAAUGAAACGGAGUGCCAGGAACCAACAGUGAAAGAACCUGAAAUUACCACAACCCUUCAGAUACAUUUCUUUGGAAAAAGAGGAGAAAGAAAACUUCAUUACAGAGAAUUUCGAAGAUUUAUGGAGAAUUUACAAACAGAAGUCCAAGAAAUGGAAUUCCUUCAGUUUUCUAAAGGUUUGAGUUUCAUGAGAAAAGAAGACUUUGCAGAAUGGCUACUUUUUUUCACUAACACUGAAAAUAAAGACAUCUAUUGGAAAAACGUAAGAGAGAAGUUGUCAGCAGGAGAGAGUAUUAGUUUGGAUGAGUUCAAGUCCUUUUGUCAUUUUGCCACCCACCUAGAAGAUUUUGCUAUUGCCAUGCAAAUGUUUAGUUUAGCUCACCGUCCUGUCAGACUGGCGGAGUUUAAGAGGGCCGUGAAAGUAGCAACAGGGCAGGAACUCUCAAACAAUAUUUUGGACACCGUGUUCAAGAUCUUUGAUGUGGAUGGUGAUGAAUGUCUUAGUCAUGGAGAGUUUCUUGGGGUGUUAAAAAACAGGAUGCAUCGAGGCUUAUGGGUACCACAGCAGCAGAGUAUACAAGAAUACUGGAAAUGUGUGAAAAGAGAAAGCAUUAAAGGAGUAAAAGAGGUCUGGAAACAAGCCGGAAGAGGUCUCUUUUAGAAAAAGAUCAUACGGGAAUUACAUUGCUCCGAAUGUCAGAAUUUGGAAUUGUUUUUUAAGUACUAGAUGUUUGUCUUCUGGAGUCUUCACUGAUUUGCUUUGUAAUAUAAAGACGCCUUGUAUUUAUUUCCUGAUUCAGUAAUUUCUUGAUAAAAUUUCAUUAAAGAACUUAGUAAAUACAGGUACUGGAUUCUGUCAGAGGGCCUAGAAUUGAAGUCAUGCUUUAUACUUUGAUAAGAUUGAAAACCUCAUUGUUCACUGAUUUCUUAGACACGGUAGUAAAACAUCUCUUUGGAAGGGUGUCACUUAGUAAUUACAGAAAAAAAUAAUUGACACACAAGGCUAAGAUCAAGGCCAGGAGUCCUGGUGUUCCCAGUAGCACAAAUUCAGUUAAGAACAUUUCAGAUUUUCUUGUCUGCGUCUCAUAUCUCAUAAGCUUCUUGUACAUUUUAUUUCAGUUAGCUGUAUAUUAAUUGUCCUAAAAAUAAUGUGUAAAUUUCAAUAUCAUGUGUGGAAACCAAAUAAAGUAU
Molecule: messenger RNA, 2031 nt
Organism: Puma concolor (puma)
Lineage: Eukaryota; Metazoa; Chordata; Mammalia; Carnivora; Felidae
Source: RefSeq, a predicted model, not a curated record